ACGCAGGCCUUUGGGGAUUGAUCUCAUGAAAAUUUUCAAUUUUUUUCAAACUAGGACUGAAUGCUUCUCUUCAUUUUAUGUAAUUUUUUAAUCCAGUUCAGACCAGACUACGAACACAGCCCUUUCCGCGCAGCAAACAUACCCUAAUUUCUCAAGCCUGAAUGCAAUUCUCAGAAGAAACCACGAAUAGGUAACGAGUAAAUUGGCAGUAGAAAGAAAUUGCAAUUGGAAGAAAGUGAGAAGGGAUGUCGACGGUGUAUGUGCUAGAGCCACCGACGAAGGGUAAGGUGAUAGUGAACACGUCGUACGGUCCGCUAGACAUCGAGCUUUGGCCCAAAGAGGCACCCAAGGCUGUUAGGAACUUCGUGCAGCUAUGCCUCGAAGCGUAUUUCGACGGUACCAUCUUCCACCGCGUCAUCAAGGGUUUCCUCAUUCAGGGAGGCGAUCCCACCGGCACUGGGACAGGCGGGGAAAGUAUAUAUGGAGGUGUGUUUCCGGAUGAGUUCCAUUCUCGUUUAAGGUUUAACCAUAGAGGCAUAGUUGCAAUGGCAAACGCUGGGUCAUCUCAUUCAAAUGGCAGUCAGUUCUUCAUAACUCUAGAUAAAUGUGAAGGGCUUGAUCGAAAGCAUACCAUUUUUGGGAAGGUGACUGGGGACUCAAUUUUUAAUCUUAUGAGAAUAGGUGAGGUUGAUACCGAUAAGAAUGAUUGGCCAUUGGAUCCUGCCCCUAAAAUAUGUUCUGUUGAGGUUUUAUGGAACCCUUUUGAAGAUAUCAUUCCUAGAGCUCUGGUAAAGACUUUGAUUCAGCCUGUAGCUGAUGCUGAAGUAAAAGAUUCAAAGAAGAAAGCUGUGAAAAAGCUGAACUUACUUUCAUUUGGGGAAGAGGCUGAAGAAGAGGAGAAGGAGCUUGCAGCUGUGAAGCAAAAAAUCAAAAGCAGUCAUGAUGUGCUGGAUGAUCCUCGUCUCUUGAAGUCAGAAUUUUCGAGUAAAGAACUGAACUCCUCUGAAGAUAAGACAAAAAGGGAUGUCCAAUUAUCUAUUAGACAAGCUCUAAGUUCUAAGAAUGAAGGAGCAAACAAAGAUGUGGAAACUACAUCUUUUGAUCAUAGUAAUGAUGAUGACGACGAUGAUAUUGAUGAGGCCAAUUUUGAUGCAAGAAUGCGGCGGCAAGUACUUAAUAAACGGAAGGAAUUGGGAGAUCUACAAUCUAGAAGAAAGCUAAAUAAGGGGACAUCUGAUUCAAAAGGCAAAGAAAUUUCUGCUUCUGGCAGGUCAAAUACUGAAGGCAUUGAUGAUGACCAACCAAGGGUGGAAAAGCUGUCAUUAAAGAAAAAGGGAAUUGGCUCAGAAGCAAGAGCCGAACGCGUGGCAAAUGCAGAUACAGAUUUACAGCUUUUUAGUGAAACUGAACGAAGGAGGUUAUUGCGAAAGCAAAAGAAGCGCAGACUUCAAGGACGUGAAGAUGAAAUCUUAGCAAAACUCGAGAGGUUUAAGCAAUCCUUUUCUGGGAAACCAGUUUCAUCAAAUAGCGAAUCUGAUGGCAACAACGAAGAUUCAUUGGACUGGAAAGCAGUUAAAUUGAAGUUUGCUCCUGAGCGUGGCAGGGACCAAAUGUCUCGCAAGGAUGACGCGAAUGACUAUGUUGUGCAUGAUCCUCUUUUAGAAAAGGGGAAAGAGAAAUUCAAUCGUAUGCAAGCCAGACAGAAGCGAAGAGAACGAGAAUGGGCUGGGAAAUCUCUUACUUGAACCCCCCACUGCCAUUAUUUGCAUGAGGUUUGUGAAUAUUAUUUGUGGGGAUGAAGCUGAUGAGUUUGUUCAAAUGCUGUUUGACAGAGUUAAUUCAAUCAUGAGGACCAAAUAGUGCAAAACAUGUGUCUGAUAGACAUGUUUGUUCAUUUUGCGUGGAAAAAGCUUUAUCCUGGAAUGGGAUGCAAUCCAGUUAUAGACAUGGAUCUCACUGUUCUCGCAGGUCCUUUCUGUUUUGUUAUAAGUUAGCCGUGGUACUCAUAUGUUACAUGUCUGAUAUGUUGACUGGGUCAAGAGUUAAAGAACAUUGAAGUCGUCAAAGUUGGACCCUCUUCGUGGGACACAAGUCAGAAAACGUUAUUCAUGGAAAAAAAAACUUUGGUUUGGCCAACCCCAGAAAGAGAAGUUCCAAUGUUUGAUCUCAUUAGACCACAGAAAUGCCGUUCAUUUACUAGACUCUAAGAAUCAAUAACAUGAUGUUUUCAUGGUUAUCUUGAUAUGACUCGCGCAUGAACAAAUCAUUGAAAUGGGUAUGAUUUUAUGUUGUUCGUAGUUUUGAUUCUUGAGAGCUUUGUUGGUUUAAAUCCAAAACUUGUGCAGAAGGUUCCGAUA
Messenger RNA from Carica papaya (papaya), 2357 nucleotides. RefSeq names its product Cyclophilin-like peptidyl-prolyl cis-trans isomerase family protein. Gene Ontology annotation, cellular component: catalytic step 2 spliceosome. Lineage: Eukaryota; Viridiplantae; Streptophyta; Magnoliopsida; Brassicales; Caricaceae. Gene Ontology annotation, biological process: protein folding; protein peptidyl-prolyl isomerization. Gene Ontology annotation, molecular function: peptidyl-prolyl cis-trans isomerase activity. The record is from RefSeq and is a predicted model, not a curated record.